Messenger RNA from Funneliformis caledonium, 1047 nucleotides. The record is from the annotation of a GenBank genome assembly. NCBI's taxonomy places the organism in Eukaryota, Fungi, Glomeromycota, Glomeromycetes, Glomerales, Glomeraceae.
AUGUCAUCAUGUGUUGGGAUCUUGGAGACAUUUACAGAAUUUUCAAAGGAUAUUUCAAAUGGUUUUGAUGUUACAAUGGAUCAAAAACAGUUUGAUAUAAUAUCAAACAUAAAAUCAGAUGAUAUUAAAAAUGUGAGAGCGAACUCGAUGAAAUUUUUUAAAGCUCUUUCUUCAAGAGGAGUAACUUUGAAGGAACCUGUCUUUGAAGUUAUCGCCAAACUUGAACAUCAAAAAUGGAUUCACCAAAUUAUCGGAAGUAUGCUUGCUGGAUAUUUAUGUGGACGGCAACGGGAUCAAGAGUUUAAGCAAGUUAAUCCCAUGUUGUACGGUCCAUUAACAAUCAUUAUGAUGCCAGCUGAUUGUGCAGUAAGAUAUUGGCCAUAUAUAUCGAUUAUCAUGGACGCAUUUAUUUAUCACUCUUCUUUCUAUAUGAAUAUGAAAGUUAAUGAAGAGAGUAUCUGGCAUUCAUAUGCAAUUCCCAAAAUGAUUCAAUGUUGUCUAUCUAAAAAAGAAAUGAUUGCGGCAUUGGUAUUGCAUCAAUUUAUACGGGGUAACGUCACUUGGCAGGCAAAAUAUACAUUAACUACUAAAGUCAUUGAGAAUGGAGUAUUGCAGUCUUCAAUAUUCACUAGAUUUAUAUAUGAAACUAAAUUAUUAUUACAUAUUGUUGACACUUUGCAUAAAGUAGGAGAACUUUCUAGAUGCAGUCAAAUUAUCGAAUGGCUAAAAUCUUCAAUACAAGAAGAGACACCUUCAAUUGCUAGUAGUACUUAUAUUAGCUUUGACACAUCUUUAUUAAGUGGAAAACAUGGUGAUUCUACUUACAGGCUAAAAAAGAAAUUAAUUGGAGUGGAUAUCGAUCCUAAUCAUCGUAAAGUUAAAAUUGAAGAAUUACAAUUCGAAUUUUUGAAAACACUUAGUUUAUGGAUUGAUGAACAAUUGGAGGACGAAGAAAGGAAAUUAUAUACGGUUGUAAUUCUUAACUACCAAAUAUUCGUUAUAUUCCUACUAUACAUACAAAUUAUUGCCAUUAUCAAAAAUGUAUAA